ACAUCACUCACCACCAGCUCCUCCUUCGACGAUCUUCUUCUCCGGCUUGAUCUUCUCUCGUUUCUAGAUCUCCGACGAUCGGAAUAUCCAAUCCGAUCGAUUAAUUCCGUCACUCUUACAAAAACCGAAAGAAAAAAAACCAUGGCGUUUGAGAAGAUCAAGGUGGCAAAUCCCAUCGUCGAAAUGGAUGGUGAUGAAAUGACUAGGGUUAUCUGGAAGUCUAUCAAGGAUAAGCUUAUUACCCCUUUUGUGGAGUUGGAUAUCAAGUACUUUGAUCUUGGUCUUCCUCAUCGUGAUGCUACGGAUGACAAAGUUACUGUUGAAAGUGCUGAAGCCACUAAGAAGUACAAUGUGGCGAUCAAGUGUGCCACCAUCACUCCAGAUGAAGGCCGUGUCACGGAAUUUGGCUUGAAGCAGAUGUGGAGAAGUCCAAAUGGGACCAUCAGGAAUAUCCUGAAUGGAACUGUAUUUAGAGAACCAAUUAUCUGCAAAAAUGUUCCCAAGCUUGUCCCAGGCUGGACAAAGCCGAUUUGCAUUGGUAGGCAUGCUUUUGGUGAUCAGUAUCGUGCCACUGAUGCUGUAAUCAUGGGACCAGGAAAACUGACCAUGACCUUUGAGGGAAAAGAUGGAAAAACUGAAACCGAAGUCUUUACAUUUACUGGUGAAGGUGGUGUUGCUAUGGCAAUGUACAACACUGAUGAGUCCAUCCGUGCUUUUGCUGAUGCAUCGAUGAACACUGCUUAUGAGAAAAAGUGGCCACUUUAUCUUAGCACAAAGAAUACCAUUCUUAAGAAAUACGAUGGCAGAUUCAAAGACAUCUUCCAAGAAGUCUAUGAAGCCAGCUGGAAGUCAAAGUAUGAGGCUGCUGGAAUCUGGUAUGAACACCGUCUCAUUGAUGAUAUGGUGGCCUACGCUCUUAAGAGUGAGGGAGGCUAUGUGUGGGCAUGCAAAAACUAUGAUGGUGAUGUCCAAAGUGAUUUCUUGGCACAAGGAUUCGGGUCACUUGGAUUGAUGACAUCUGUUCUGGUCUGCCCAGAUGGAAAGACGAUUGAAGCUGAAGCCGCCCAUGGAACUGUCACCCGUCACUUCAGGGUUCAUCAGAAAGGUGGUGAGACCAGCACAAACAGCAUAGCCUCCAUUUUUGCUUGGACUCGUGGACUUGCACACAGGGCUAAGUUAGAUGACAACGCAAAACUCUUGGAUUUCACUGAGAAGCUCGAAGCCGCUUGUGUUGGGACAGUGGAGUCAGGGAAAAUGACCAAAGAUCUUGCACUCAUCAUUCACGGCUCAAAGCUUUCGAGGGACACUUACCUGAACACAGAGGAGUUCAUCGAUGCUGUCGCUGCUGAGCUCAAAGCAAGACUCCAAGCUUAAGAAACUGAAGAAAUUUGGUAAAAUUCGAACGUCUGAGUCUCUUAUCUGGUUGGUGGGGUUGGUUGGGAUCAGGAGGAAUAAAAAAUGUAACUUUGG
Messenger RNA from Arabidopsis arenosa, 1470 nucleotides. The record is from the annotation of a GenBank genome assembly. NCBI's taxonomy places the organism in Eukaryota, Viridiplantae, Streptophyta, Magnoliopsida, Brassicales, Brassicaceae.